UCAGCUGACCAUCAAAACACUGACGGGGGCGGAGGUACGGGGUGGCUCAAAGACUGGUAGUCUGACAAGCUCAAAUCACCGCUGGUUUAAGCAAUGCUGGUGUCUGUCAUAUACAUAUAUUUGAAGUGUGGUAAAGGAUAAUUUUGCCUUGAGACUCGUUGACGUAUUAUCACAUAGUAAUGUUGGCUAGGUGGUGGCAAGUGUGUGUUGACAGGUUCUCACUGCUGUCAAAGCCGCUGUGAUCUGUGCCUUAGUACUUCUGUUUUAUUGACUGACGUGGUGUACCGUAGACAGGCAGGAUGGCUGCGCUAGAGAGCCAGAGCCAUGUGUUUCCAGCACGGGUACCGGCAGAGGUUAGGACGCUGGUGAAGGCCACUCACACCAUGGACAAAGCUGUCUUUAGGCGACUCAUCAAAAUUGCCCUGGGUUACCUGCAAGGUGGAGGAGCAGAACAAGAAGCAGCCAUUACCCACCUGUGUGGAGCAAGCCAAGCCAACACUGAAGAACAGGUCAUGAGUGUGUGUGUUCAGUAUUCUGGGGUAAUAAGUCUGCUAAGGGCUGUCCUGAGGCUCAACACCACUACUACUCGACAAGAUGCACUUGUGGCAGACCUCACAGCCCUUGGGCUACCUGGUGGGUUUGCUGUGGAUGUGGGCCGAGUGGUGUAUGGAGCAGCCCGGCCAGACAUUGACCGCCAGCUAAUUGCUAGCUCCCCAUCACUGCCCACCCUGGCUCACAUGAGCUGGAGGGUUGAUGUCACUAUUUCAACAAGUUGGCUGUCACGAGUACUAGAACCAGUGGUGGUGAUACAGAUGAAGACCAGCACCGGUGCCUCACACACUUUCCAGGUUCCACUCAACAAGUUCCAUGUGUUGAGGUUUACAGUAGCAAGCCUCCUGCACCAGAUGAGCAUGCUGCAGGCUGCUCCUAUAUGCAAAAAGUAGUGGUGGUAGUUGUAAUGGUAGUGGCAGCAGUUGUUCUGAUGGUGCAAAGUUUAAUGCAUCUAAGUGGAAGACUUUCAACUGAUGUGAUGUUGGAUACGCUCACAGAUGGUUGCUUUAAUGGCAUUUUCUCCUAGAUAUAAUAGGAGCUUAGAGUAGAAUACAUUGAACACAAAAAACUUAGUCUUAUUGUGGUGGUGAUCAAUGAGUAGUGUUACAAUGUAUGGUUUGUGGCUGUUCAAGUGCAGUAAACAAGUCAGUGAUGACUGACUGGGUAACUAUGAUUGAUGAAUGCUCAUGAGGCCAAGAUACUCUGUUUAAACUAGGUAUAUGAACUUUGUAAUGCAAAAAUGGAAGUUUAUUCAUAAGCUUCAUAGGCUCUUUGUAACAAAUAUUUUUCUAUGUGGAAUGAUUAUAGAUCUAUCCUGGCCACAGACAAACGUCAGCAACUAACAUUUUGUGCUACACCUGCUAGUUUGAUUUUUUUUUUCAUGGUCCAAACUUUCAAGAAAUCCAACUGUGAUCUAUGUACAGAAGUAGAAUAGAGUGUGAGCCAUUUGUCAUCUAUCCAUGAUUUACAUUUGUAAAUGUUUUUAGUAUCAUGGCAAGGAGUGUGACAUGAUAAUUAAAACAAGUUUUACACAA
Molecule: messenger RNA, 1586 nt
Organism: Portunus trituberculatus (swimming crab)
Lineage: Eukaryota; Metazoa; Arthropoda; Malacostraca; Decapoda; Portunidae
Gene: LSm-4
Product: COMM domain-containing protein 5-like
Exons: 6
Coding region: 300-944 (214 amino acids)
Cellular component (GO): nucleus
Source: RefSeq, a predicted model, not a curated record